Messenger RNA from Colletotrichum scovillei, 1078 nucleotides. RefSeq lists its product as uncharacterized. The record is from RefSeq and is a predicted model, not a curated record. The transcript is spliced from 2 exons. NCBI's taxonomy places the organism in Eukaryota, Fungi, Ascomycota, Sordariomycetes, Glomerellales, Glomerellaceae. Bases 326 to 529 code for a protein of 67 amino acids.
CCGUGUGACAAUGAUGUGGCGGUCAGGGACCAGACGACCAUAUCCUCAUAAGUUGAGUAGGUCCUCGACGGGAAGCUUAUGGGAACAACUCUUGACCUCAUAAUUAGGAGACUAAUCGCUAUUCAUUGGUAGCAAUGUGCCGACUCUCGCCACUCUGAUCACCCGGUCGACUUUUUUUCCGCGGGCCAUUUCCAGGUUGAAAUAGGAGUUUCGCUUCCGGCGACUGUAGCGCAAGGCAUCUGGCUGCCUGCUUUCCACAUCGCGCCCUGUCAGUUCCCCGAAUAAUCACCUUGUCGAUUUCGUACCUCGACUUUGAGUAAGCGUCAUGGCCUGGCAGCAAAGACAUACACCUUCCGGCAAGGUUCAAUGGCAAUGUAAUCAGGAUGGCACCCAGAAUGCUAUUAUUUCUGCAUCCCAAGUCAGCUCCAGCCAGCUCAAGGAAUACUUGGACACGAAUUAUCCGGGACAGUACUCAGUACAGCUGAAACGGGAUAAAUUCCGAAUCACAGUCGGGUCACGCGUCCGUUAGCUGCAUCGUGAGUCUUGUAUAAAGAAUAGCGACGCCAACAGUGACUGAUCCCGAGAUGCUAGUCAAACUUCGCGCCCGUAUUGUGAUCGACCCUUGACGCAAUGGUCUUGAAUCUAGAGCAAUUGUACCAUAGUGCUACAUGUACUUAAGGAGUGACCAAGCUUGCGCCUGCAGUGCGCGAGGACACUUCGCAAGGCAUUGGCUCGGUAAAAAUAGCACAGCUAGCAAUAGCACAAAAACAAUCAUAAGAGAUUCUUAAAGAAGACGAGCUGGUGUAAAUGCAAGGACCAGGCAAGGCUAGAAGUUCAAAAACGUUCAAUGACGCACGCACUUAGGCAAACAAGAGGUUCAAUUUAGUCGCUAGUGUUGAGCUAUAGCGUACCAUAGCCGAAGGUGAUUUGGCUGACAAUCAAUUUGGCAUGAUAGAAGUCAUGCUCAUUGCUGUUAUUGAGAAAAGAAGAUGAGCUUGCGGAUAGUAUGAUAGAUGGUAUUAAGUGGAGAGGAUCUAUGUUUUGAAUGGUAAAGCCGAGAAAGUCACGUUGUACAGGC